Messenger RNA from Benincasa hispida (wax gourd), 1572 nucleotides. RefSeq names its product putative clathrin assembly protein At1g03050. Gene Ontology annotation, molecular function: phosphatidylinositol-4,5-bisphosphate binding; clathrin heavy chain binding; 1-phosphatidylinositol binding. Lineage: Eukaryota; Viridiplantae; Streptophyta; Magnoliopsida; Cucurbitales; Cucurbitaceae. Gene Ontology annotation, biological process: clathrin coat assembly; vesicle budding from membrane; clathrin-dependent endocytosis. Gene Ontology annotation, cellular component: clathrin-coated pit; clathrin-coated vesicle. The record is from RefSeq and is a predicted model, not a curated record.
ACUAAAUUAUUUACUAAGGAAAAGUUUAAGAAUUAAAUGGUUAGUUAUAUAAAAGUUGAGAGAUUAAAAUGGAUUUUUAAGCCACAUUUCUGUAAAUAGUAACCUCGAAAAUUCCAUCACAUCGAUUGCAUAAAAUUUCUUGUAAUCGGAGCACUUGUGAUUCCCCCAAAACUAAGAGAUUAUCAAACGGUUAUUCGUUUUGUCAGAUUGCAUAAAAUCAAACUCCUAAUCCAACUUCUUUAAAAAAAAAAUGCAUUUACCAUUUCAUCUUUGUUUCUAAAAAUCCUCUCUCUUAGUCUUAAUCCAUUCAUACAAUGCAGAGGAGAUUCCGGCGAGUUCUCACCACUGUCAAAGAAAAUUGUUCCGUCGGCUACGCCAAAAUCGUCACAGCCAGUGGAUAUUCCGACGUCGAUCUCAUAGUCAUCAAAGCCACCGCUUCAAAUGACUCACCGUUGCCGGAAAAGUACGUUCAAGAGCUUCUCACAAUCUUCGCCUUCUCUCCCCCGUCGUAUCGAUCCUUUACCCUCAGCUUUUCCCGUCGAUUUCGAAAAACUCGCUGCUGGCGAGUUGGACUCAAAUGUCUGCUUCUCCUCCACAGAUUGCUCCAAUCAGUCCUCGACAACACUGAAUUCCGAUUACACCUUCUUCGCAGCCGAGCUAAUGGCUCGAUUUCUUUCCAUCAGCACCAAAUCCGUGAGGAUGAAGAUUAUUCCUCUUUCAUCAGAUCCUACGCUCGGUUGCUCGAUGAAUCUCUGAAUUCCGAUUUAUUCUAUUACACAAAAACACCAGAUGAUUCAUCUGGAAACGAAGCGAACGGAACAAUUUCGAGUAGAAUCAACGAAAUUAACAGAGUAAUUGAAAUAUCGAAACCGAUGCAGAACCUAAUCGACAAAGUAAUCGAUUGCAAACCGGUUGGGAGAGCAGCACAAAGCUUCACAGUUCGAUUAGCGAUGAAGCACAUAGUCCGCGAGAGCUUCAAUUGUUAUCAAUCCCUCAGUCGGGAGAUCGAUUCAACCGAAGACAGUCUUCUUCAACUACCGUACCGGAGUUGCAUAGCGGCGAUGGAAAUAUACAAGAAGGCCGGCAUUCAAGCAGACCGACUCUCGGAGCUUUACGAUUGGUGCAAGUUGAUGGAAGUGUGCAGCAUUCAUGAAUUCCCUGACAUCAAUCGUAUACCGGAAGCGCGGAUCGAAGCCCUAGAAGCAUCCGUGGGGAGGAUGUGGCAGGUGACGGAAUCUUCGUCUUCGUGUACCAGCUCGAGCGCAUCAAAGUCGUCGACGACGGGUUCUCCGGCAACGGGGAGUGAGAAUGGAGUGAAGGAGAGGACAAGGGGGAAGCCAUUGAUGGAGUUAGAAGAAAGGAGUUGGGAAGAUUUGCUUGAGGCUUCUGCUUCGUUUACGUUGGAAUGGGAUUCCUUUUGGGAAUGCAAUCGAGAGGCAGAAAGAAUGGAAUUCUUCGACCCUCCUCUUAAUCCCUUCCACCAUCAUUCUUUCUUUCCAACAAAUACAACAAAAUAAUUAGGGAAAUAUAUACCUCAACUCAUAAUUCCGUGCAUGAAACUUAUUAUCAUAU